CUGCGGCGUGGGGAGCCCGUGAAUGAAGCUGAGAGCUGCCACACGCAACAGAGAGGCCGGUUACAACGAGAGAGAGGGAAAGUGGUUAACCGCGGCACCGCCACGUUGGCGUUGGGGCUGAGCCUUGCUUUUAAAGAACUUGUUACUGCCAGUGUUUUUUUUUCCUUGUUUUGGGCAGGUGUUUGCACCCAUGCUGUGGACUGUGGAGGACUGCUUGUAACUGCUCCCUGCAAUGUUCAGACCGCUCCUGGGAGUUUAUUUUAUCUAUCUUUUAUUGACUUGCUUUUAAUGUUCUUAUUUUUUUUUUAUGAUUUUACUGUAUUAAAGAAGGGUAACAAAUCUUGUCGAAUCAGCCUCUGCCUCCUGUCGAGUAACUGGACCAAAUGUUUCCCCCCAGUUGAAUACUUUGUACGGGUUCUGUGCAGCAACUCAGACGACCCCAUCAGUGUAGAAACAGUAUAUAAGGCCAAAGUCACAGAGCAGCUCUGCUACAGGAGGCAAAAUGAGAAAGCUGUUGGUUUUGGCAUCUCUGUUUUUGGCCGUCUUUGGCAGGAAGACUUUUGAAAGACACCAGGUCCUGCGGAUCACUGCAGUCAAUGAUGUUCAGAUCUCUCUGCUGAAGAACCUGACUGAUCAUGAAUAUCUUGAGCUGGACUUCUGGAGGGAGCCCGUUCACGAGUCUCUGCCUGUUGAUGUUCAUGUUCCCUCAACCAGUCUUCACAAGGUCAAGAGCUUCUUGAAGAACAACAAGAUCCAUUAUGAAAUCAUGAUACAGGAUCUUCAGGACCUUGUGGAUAAGGAACAGCAGGAGAUGAUGCGCUUUCGUGCUCAUCAGCCUAAAUCCACUAAUGACUUUGACUACACCAACUACCACACCCUGGAUGAGAUUUAUACCUUCAUUGACAUGCUGGUGAAGGAGAACCCUAAAUUAGUUAGCAAAAUUGUGAUUGGUCAAAGCUACGAGGGCCGUCCCUUGAAUGUUCUUAAGUUUAGCACUGGUCCUAACCGCCCUGGUAUCUGGAUUGACACUGGCAUCCACUCCAGAGAAUGGAUCACCCAGGCCUGUGGAACCCGGUUUGCCAAGAUGAUUGCGGCUUCCUAUAACCGUGAUGCUGCUCUUACUGACAUCCUUAAUACAUUUGACAUUUUCCUGGAGAUCAUCGUCAACCCUGAUGGAUUCCAGUUCACCCACACCACUGACCGCAUGUGGCGCAAGACAAGGAAGCCCAAUCCUGGAUCGCCUUGUGUUGGAGUUGACCCCAACAGGAACUGGAAUGCCAGCUUUGGAGGCCCUGGUUCCAGUAAAGACCCAUGUGAUCCAAUCUACUGUGGACCUUCUGCCCAUUCAGAAUCUGAGGUAAAGGCCAUUGUGGACUUUGUCCAGUCUCAUGGCAAACUGAAAGCCUUUGUGUCCAUCCACAGCUACUCUCAGUUUUUGCUGUACCCUUACGGCUACACCAAGACUGCUUGCAAGGACAAGACAGAGCUGGAUAAACUUGCAAGGAAGGCAGUUGCUGCUUUGAAGAGUCUGUAUGGCACUAAGUACAAAUAUGGCAGCAUCAUCAACGUCAUUUACCAAGCUAGUGGUGGCUCCAUUGACUGGAGCUAUGACCAGGGCAUCAAGUACUCCUACACCUUUGAGCUGAGACCUUCAUGGUCCAGUCCCGAUUGCGGUUGCGGUUUCCUCCUGCCUGCUGAUCAGAUCAUCCCCACCGCUGAAGAGACGUGGCGGGCCCUCAUGGUCAUCAUGGAGCACACCAAGAACAACCCCUACUGAACCAACAGUUGGGUUAAAUGAUGCUUCAGGAGCCAAUCAUCUGAUUAAUCUUCAAAUGAAUGAAUAAACAAAUAAAAAAUAAGCAAAGUAAGCAAUAUUGAGACAACAAGUUUCUCUGUCGUUUCUCAAGAGGACAUUAACUGAGGACAUUAAUUCAGUCUUGUUGUCAGUGGUAUUACAGCU
Molecule: messenger RNA, 1960 nt
Organism: Colossoma macropomum (tambaqui)
Lineage: Eukaryota; Metazoa; Chordata; Actinopteri; Characiformes; Serrasalmidae
Product: carboxypeptidase A1-like
Exons: 12
Coding region: 503-1777 (424 amino acids)
Biological process (GO): proteolysis
Molecular function (GO): zinc ion binding; metallocarboxypeptidase activity
Source: RefSeq, a predicted model, not a curated record